GGCCUCAGCGGCAAGAUGGCGGCGGAAGGGAGCAGCGGAACCGCAGAACUGCGGCUGUGGUACGGGCAACUCGUGGCGAGAUUGCGAGGGUUGUCUUCCAGGAGAGUGCCAUCUACAGAGAUGGCCUCCGCCUCUUCAUACGGCACACAGUUGAAGAAGAUAGGCCACCGACGAGUGGAUUCCACCGGGGAGACUACGUAUAAAAAGACGACCUCCUCUGCCCUUCGAGGUGCCAUUCAGCUGGGGAUCACACACACAGUUGGGAGCCUCAGCACUAAGCCCGAGCGUGACGUCCUCAUGCAAGACUUCUAUGUGGUGGAGAGUGUUUUCUUCCCGAGUGAAGGAAGCAACUUGACACCAGCCCAUCACUACGCUGAUUUCCGGUUCAAAACCUACGCGCCUGUGGCAUUCCGGUAUUUCCGGGAGCUGUUUGGAAUUCGCCCCGAUGACUAUCUGUAUUCUUUAUGUAACGAACCACUGAUUGAGCUGUCUAACCCCGGUGCUAGCGGCUCUGUCUUCUACGUGUCUGCUGACGAUGAAUUUAUCAUUAAAACGGUUCAGCACAAGGAGGCGGAGUUUUUACAGAAGCUGUUACCUGGCUAUUACAUGAACUUGAACCAGAAUCCUCGCACGCUGCUGCCCAAGUUCUUUGGGCUCUACUGCAUCCAGUCAGGCGGUAACAACAUCCGACUGGUGGUCAUGAACAACCUGCUGCCCCGGGUGUUGAAAAUGCACCUGAAGUACGACCUGAAAGGGUCAACAUACAAGCGCAGGGCCUCACAGAAAGAGCGCGAGAAGCCGCGGCCCACCUUCAAAGACCUCGAUUUUAUGCAGGACAUCCUGGACGGCCUCUUCCUGGAUACCGACAUGCACAGUGCCUUAUGUAAAACGAUUCAGAGAGACUGUCUGGUGCUUCAGAGCUUCAAAAUCAUGGACUACAGCUUGCUGGUCGGGAUCCACAACAUGGAUAUUGCCAGCCGGGAGCGGGGGGCUGAGGGGCCCCAGGGUGGCACAGAUGGUAUCGGCCCGUCGGAUGCCCGGAGACCGGCAGGCCAGCGGUCCCUGUACUCGACGGCAGUGGAGGCCAUCCAGGGCGAAUCGAGACUGGGGGGAACAGGAGAGACGGAUGAACUAAUGGGGGGAAUCCCAGCUCGGAACUCCAAAGGCGAGCGCCUUAUGUUGUACAUUGGCAUUAUAGACAUCUUACAAUCAUAUAGAUUUAUAAAGAAGCUGGAACACUCUUGGAAGGCCCUUGUACAUGAUGGGGAUACAGUAUCGGUGCACAGGCCAGGUUUUUAUGCCGAGCGAUUUCAGCGUUUCAUGUGCAACACAGUCUUCAAAAAGAUACCCCUCAAACCAUCCCCAUCGAAGAAGAGCCGAAUUGGGAUGGCAUCCACACGCCGGGCACCAGUGGGAGGGGCCAGCCAACCACCUCCAACCCUGGCAGAGGAGGUGAGAUUGCAGACGGUUGACAAGGAGGUCACUGAAGCGGUUAUUGAACCAGGAUCGUAUCAGGGGCGCCCUGACAUCCUACCCAGGACCCCACCACUAGACGAGGCUGCUAGUGUUUCAGCAGCAACCACUUUGUCCAACUCAUCGCUUGCGGAACAUGGAGGGUUCGACAGCACAGGAACAAACUCUCCAGUCUCCAGGGCCGUAGGGUUGGACGUGCAAGCGGCUGAUCACACUGAUCCACAACCCAACACACAGGUCGCCAGCAGCGUGGAAAGUAUCCCCCCAAUUGUUUCAGAGCCAGUGGCGGGGGACCUUCCCUUCAGAGCCGUGCAUUGGGUCAAAAGCAGGCGAGGGCACCCGGUGCCGUGUGUUGACAACAGCGAGUACAUGAGGAAUGGGGAUUUCCUGCCGACCAGACUGCAAGCUCAACAAGAUGCUGUCAACAUCGUCUGUCACUCCAAAACGCGGAGCAACCCAGAGAACAACGUGGGGCUCAUUACACUCGCCAAUAACUGUGAGGUGCUCACCACUCUGACCCCCGACACAGGUCGCAUUCUCUCCAAGCUUCACGCUGUCCAGCCCACAGGCAAAAUCAGCUUCUGCACUGGCAUCCGGGUCGCACAUCUGGCACUUAAACACCGCCAGGGAAAGAACCACAAAACCCGAAUCAUCGUGUUCGUCGGGAGCCCUGUGGAGGAUAAUGAGAAGGACUUGGUGAAACUAGCCAAGAGGCUGAAAAAAGAGAAAGUGAAUGUGGAUAUCGUGAACUUUGGAGAGGAGGAAGCCAACACUGAGAAGCUGACUGCCUUCAUCGAUGCACUGAAUGGGAAGGACGGAACAGGCUCCCACCUGGUGACGGUUCCCCCCGGACCCAGCCUGGCAGACGCUCUCAUCAGCUCCCCGAUCCUGGCUGGGGAGGGCGGUACCAUGCUGGGGCUUGGGGCCAGUGACUUCGAGUUCGGAGUGGAUCCCAGCGCAGACCCUGAACUGGCCCUGGCUCUCCGAGUGUCGAUGGAGGAGCAGAGACAACGUCAGGAAGAGGAGGCCAGGCGAGCUGCAGCAGCAUCUGCUGUGGAAGCAGGCGUAGUAACUCCGAUGAAUGACGAGCCAGACGACGUGCUGCUGAAGAUGUCCAUGAGCCAGCCAGAGACUGUGGGGACUGGGUUGCCUGAUUUCAGCAGCAUGUCUGAAGAAGAGCAGAUGGCCUAUGCCAUGCAGAUGUCACUUCAGGCCGCAGAGUUUGGGAGCUCUGAGGGUCUGUCCGCCAUGGAAACUGGCACAGCCAUGGACACGUCUGAGGCUUCAGCCAAGGAGGAAGACAACUACGAUGUGAUGGAAGACCCGGAGUUCCUGCAGAGCGUGUUGGAGAACCUGCCUGGCGUUGACCCAAACAACGAGGCCAUUCGGAACGCCAUGGGCUCCCUACAGUCGCAGACCUCAAAGGAUAACAAGAAGGAGAAUGAGGAGGAGAGGAAGUAGAGCUGGGUUGUCCCAGUUGAUGUGAAUGGAGAAUUCUGUCCAUACAGUGAUCUGCAUGUUGCUGCUCCAGACAAACUGGCCUUACAAUACGAUGAAUAUCACAUUCUUUAGCAGUGGUUAUUGGCUGCAAGCAGUAAAACAUUGCGCGUGAAAAUCUCUAUCUCUUGACCCUGGUUGGUAGCACGGUGUGAGUUUUUUGCUUUGGAAACAGGACAUUAAUAAAAUACACAAAGACCUCA
Molecule: messenger RNA, 3173 nt
Organism: Stegostoma tigrinum
Lineage: Eukaryota; Metazoa; Chordata; Chondrichthyes; Orectolobiformes; Stegostomatidae
Product: putative PIP5K1A and PSMD4-like protein
Exons: 25
Coding region: 16-2934 (972 amino acids)
Biological process (GO): phosphatidylinositol metabolic process
Molecular function (GO): phosphatidylinositol kinase activity
Source: RefSeq, a predicted model, not a curated record